UUUAUCUACUCGUUCCCCCACCUAGAAUCCCUAACUCUCACACACAUUCUCUUCAUUGGGAAUCUACUUCCUCUUCUUUUUAGAAAACUCGAAGUGUAUUAUCUUCUUCAUGAGUUGCUUCGUUCUUAUCAUCUAUUGAUGUCUACUAUUUGAACGUAAUGGGUUUCGCUUCAUUUCACAACCUUUUGAGUAAAGUCGAUGGCUUUGGAUGUGGGUUCUUCGUUUUUUGCAGUUUCUAUCAGAUUUUCAAUCUCUUCUUUCUCUUUUGCUUGCUUGUUUUAUCACUCAAGUUUCUUCUCUUCAAGGGUCCUUCAUUGUUUGUUCAGUUCCUAGAGAAGAUAUAUCGAGUCUCCCCGAAGAUUCAGUGUUGCAGUUCCUUCGAUCAAGACAACGACAGAGACGGGUUCGGUUCAAAACCUUGUUUGCUUGAUGAGUUGGAUCAGAAGAAACCUGUUGUUUUACACUGGAACCGAAAGAAGACGAACGAGAGCUGCGAGGACUGUGAUCAACUUAUUCUAAGCGACGAACUUAAUCUCAGAACGAACAACAGAGACAAUGCGGAGACAGAGGAAAGCGAGGAGGAGGAGGAGGAGGAAUCACGCGAAGACCAGGUGUUCGACGUUAUUACUCUGAGAAAAAUGGUGAAGAGAGAGAGGAAGCGCGGAGAUGGUUUGAAGAUGGAGCUGGAGAAGGAGAGGAGGGCGGCGGAAUCAGCAGCUGAAGAAGCCAUGGCUAUGCUUUUGAAGCUAAGGAUGGAGAAGAGCGCUGUGGAGAUGGAGGCGAAUCAGUACAAGAGAGUCGCGGAACAGAAGCAGGUGUAUGACCAAGAAGUGAUUCAAUCGUUGCAGUGGAUGUUGACGAAGCCUGAUAACGGAGAUACGAUUCAAGACUAAAAAAGCUCUUUGUAUUGCAUAUAAAUAAACAAAAAGUAAAAGACAUGUAUUCGAUUAACACAGCUUGUUAGAGCAUAAUUAUCGGUUGUUUCUUA
Molecule: messenger RNA, 988 nt
Organism: Raphanus sativus (radish)
Lineage: Eukaryota; Viridiplantae; Streptophyta; Magnoliopsida; Brassicales; Brassicaceae
Product: protein FLOURY 1-like
Exons: 1
Coding region: 159-893 (244 amino acids)
Source: RefSeq, a predicted model, not a curated record